Molecule: messenger RNA, 4318 nt
Organism: Sceloporus undulatus (fence lizard)
Lineage: Eukaryota; Metazoa; Chordata; Lepidosauria; Squamata; Phrynosomatidae
Gene: KCNH5
Product: potassium voltage-gated channel subfamily H member 5
Exons: 11
Coding region: 958-3936 (992 amino acids)
Biological process (GO): regulation of membrane potential; potassium ion transmembrane transport
Cellular component (GO): membrane
Molecular function (GO): voltage-gated potassium channel activity
Source: RefSeq, a predicted model, not a curated record
AGCAAGAGGAUCGAAGAGAGUCUUUCUUGGGCAGCAAAGAGAUAGGCUGAAGGAGGAGGAGGAGGAAAUUGCCUGGCAAAGUUGACUCUUCCAGCCUGCAGGAGAAAGCAGGAGCUGUCUAGUGGGCUAAACGGAGAGCGUGCCCAUACGGAUAAACGGAGGAACUGCCCAGGGUCCUGAACAGUGGAGCUGCCCCUUGGUGCUGAAAGGAGGAAAUUUCCCAGAGCUGAGCGGAGGAGCUAUCCGCGGUGCUGAACGGCGGCAACUCAAUGGCACUGAACAGAGGGUGCUGACAUAGAGGCACUCCCCUUGGUGCUAAACGGAGGAAAUUCUCCAUAAGUUUGAAUGGAAGGAGCUGUCCAGGGUCCUGAAACUCUACAUAUCGGAAGCAAGCGCUUAAACCACACACUCUCUCUACUCUUUUCGGAUAAGCGAUUGCUGGGCUGAACCUCCGCGAUCAUUUUUCUUCUUAAGGGAGAAGAAGGGAAGGACAGUACUUGGGCUGGGUUUUCAACCCUUUGGGUCUGAAUGGAACUUUUGCCUCCUCUUCUCCACUGGGCGCUUUUGGGCUUUUAGGAGCCAGGGAUUCAGCAGUGUUGCUUCUCUUUCUCCUCUGACCUCAGCUAGCCUCCCUCCUCCGGGGACCCUUUGGCCAAGGAACGACCUUGAGGGUCAUGGUGCCCGCCCGCCUGGCUGGUGGGCACCGAAGAAGCGGAGGCAGAGGAGAGGGCCACCUGGGCCCCUCUGUCGUGCAGGCCCAAUCAACCCGUUGGCUCCCCAGCUGUGAGCGCCACCUUGCCACAGUUGGGGCUUCACCAGCCGCUGGAGCGCUACUACCAUGAACUGCCUCGUCCACCUUCCCACAGCUACUCCACGGCACUGGGCUCCGGAGAGCUUGCCAGACCCUCCCCGCCACCCUCCCCACCACCACCCUUUCGCUCCAGAUCCAGGAUCUCCAUGCCCAGGAUGCCGGGGGGCAAGAGAGGACUGGUGGCACCACAGAACACGUUCUUGGAGAACAUUGUCCGGCGCUCAAGUGAGUCAAGUUUUUUGCUGGGCAAUGCUCAGAUUGUGGACUGGCCUGUAGUUUAUAGUAAUGACGGAUUUUGUAAAUUGUCUGGGUACCACAGAGCUGACGUCAUGCAGAAAAGUAGCACAUGCAGUUUUAUGUAUGGGGAACUCACAGACAAGAAAACCAUUGAGAAAGUCAGACAAACAUUUGACAACUAUGAAUCGAACUGCUUUGAAAUACUCUUGUAUAAGAAAAACAGAACACCUGUUUGGUUUUACAUGCAAAUUGCGCCGAUCAGAAAUGAACAUGACAAAGUGGUGUUGUUCCUGUGCACUUUUAAAGAUAUCACUUUAUUCAAGCAACCUAUUGAAGAUGAAUCAACCAAAGGCUGGACAAAAUUUGCUCGAUUGACCCGUGCUUUGACGAAUAGCCGGAGUGUUCUACAGCAGCUGACUCCUAUGAACAAAGCAGAGGUUGUCCAUAAACACUCACGGUUAGCUGAAGUUCUCCAACUGGGUUCUGAUAUUCUUCCACAAUACAAGCAAGAAGCCCCAAAGACCCCCCCACACAUAAUUUUACACUACUGCGCUUUCAAAACCACCUGGGACUGGGUCAUCUUGAUUCUCACCUUCUACACAGCCAUUAUGGUUCCUUACAACGUCUCCUUCAAAACAAAGCAGAACAACAUUGCAUGGCUAGUCCUGGACAGCGUGGUAGAUGUUAUUUUCCUGGUGGACAUAGUCCUGAAUUUUCACACAACCUUUGUUGGACCUGGUGGAGAAGUCAUAUCUGAUCCCAAACUAAUCAGGAUGAACUACCUGAAAACCUGGUUCGUGAUAGACCUCUUGUCAUGUUUACCUUACGAUAUCAUCAAUGCCUUUGAAAAUGUGGAUGAGGGGAUCAGCAGCCUCUUCAGUUCCUUAAAAGUGGUGCGCCUUCUGCGACUGGGCCGUGUCGCCAGGAAGUUGGACCAUUAUCUGGAAUACGGAGCGGCUGUGUUGGUGCUCCUGGUCUGUGUCUUUGGACUAGUGGCCCACUGGCUAGCUUGUAUAUGGUACAGCAUCGGGGACUAUGAGGUUAUUGAUGAAAUCACGAAUACUCUCAAAAAGGAUAGCUGGCUCUGCCAGUUGGCAGAGAGUAUUGGAACACCGUAUCGGUACAACUCUUCAGGAAAAGGGCAGUGGGAAGGAGGACCCAGUAAAGACUCACUCUAUAUUACUUCACUCUACUUUACCAUGACAAGCCUUACGACAAUAGGAUUUGGAAACAUAGCUCCAACCACUGAUGGAGAGAAGAUCUUUUCAGUGGCCAUGAUGAUGGUUGGCUCUCUUCUUUAUGCAACCAUUUUUGGAAAUGUCACCACAAUUUUCCAACAAAUGUAUGCCAACACCAACCGCUACCAUGAGAUGUUGAACAAUGUGAGAGAUUUCUUAAAGUUGUACCAAGUCCCUAAAGGCCUUAGUGAACGAGUCAUGGAUUAUAUCGUCUCCACAUGGUCCAUGUCCAAAGGGAUUGAUACAGAGAAGGUCCUUUCAAUUUGUCCCAAAGACAUGAGAGCAGAUAUUUGUGUACAUCUCAACCGGAAAGUCUUUAAUGAACAUCCGGCUUUUCGGCUAGCUAGUGAUGGCUGCCUGAGAGCCCUCGCCGUUGAGUUCCAGACGAUUCACUGCGCUCCUGGAGACCUCAUCUACCACGCCGGUGAAAGUGUUGAUGCCCUCUGCUUUGUCGUCUCAGGAUCCCUAGAAGUCAUACAGGAUGAUGAAGUGGUGGCUAUAUUAGGCAAAGGUGAUGUGUUUGGUGACAUCUUCUGGAAAGAAACCACUUUGGCCCAUGCGUGUGCUAAUGUGAGGGCACUGACAUACUGCGAUUUGCACAUUAUCAAGCGGGAAGCCUUGCUGAAAGUUUUGGACUUUUAUACUGCUUUUGCAAACUCCUUCUCAAGAAAUCUCACACUCACCUGCAAUCUAAGGAAACGGAUAAUCUUCAGAAAAAUCAGUGAUGUCAAAAAGGAAGAGGAGGAGCGCAUGAGGCAGAAGAAUGAGGUGACUUUGAGCAUCCCUGUAGACCAUCCUGUAAGGAAGCUCUUCCAGAAAUUCAAGCAGCAGAAGGAAAUGCGAAACCAAGGCACAACGAUUAUUGACCCGGAGAGGAACACCCUCCAGGUGGAGACCCGGACCAUGCAGAACGGUGCCGCCAUCACUGGCACAAGUGUGGUCACUGUGUCUCAGAUCACACCCAUCCAGACAUCCCUGUCCUAUGUGAAAACCAGCGAGGCUAUCAAACAGAAUAACCGGGAAGCCUUGGAGCUCAAGCCCAACACCAAUGGAGAACAAAAAUGCCUCAAGGUUACUAGCCCCGUAAGGGUGAAAAAUGGGAAUGGGAAAGGAUGGCUUCGGCUAAAGAAUAAUAUGGUGAGCCAAGAAGAGAAAAAGGAAGAGUGGAAUAAUGUCACCAAGGCAGAGUCCAUGGGUCUGUUGUCUGAUGACCCCAAGAGUAUCGACUCAGAGAAUGGGGUAAAUAAAAACCCAUUGAGGAAAACAGACUCAUGUGACAGUGGGAUAACUAAAAGUGACCUUCGUUUGGACAAAGCUGGUGAGAACCGUAGCCCUUUGGAACACAGCCCUAUUCAAGCGGAUGCAAAACACCCCUUUUACCCUAUCCCUGAACAGGCCUUACAAACUACCCUCCAGGAGGUUAAACAUGAACUCAAAGAAGAUAUUCAGCUGCUAAGCAGCAGGAUGGCUGUCCUGGAGAAGCAGGUGGCUGAGAUUUUAAAAAUACUGUCUGAAAAAAACACGCUGCAGACACCUUCUCCAAAAUCUCAUUUAUCUCCUCAGCUACCAUCCCAAAUAUCUUGUCAGGACAUUUUUAGUGUCUCAAGGCCAGUGUCGCCAGAAUCAGAAAAAGAGGAAAUCCACUUUUAAUAUACACCUGUUUCUCUUUGUAUACUAAAGGUAUACCGUGAAAUGGGCAUGCACACAGAGACAUACACAGACACGCACACACACAAAUAUAUAGCAUAUCUAUAGAAGUGCCUAUGUAUGUGUCCGUGUGUGUAUGUGUAUAUAUAGAAUAAAUUAUAUAGAGAUAUAUAAAAACAUAUAUUUUCACUUGCAUUCAAUAUGACUUGAACACAGAAAAAUGGAUUUUGAUAUGUACAUACUGCAUGUCCAGCUGGAUUCUGGCCUGCCAAAGAAAACAGUUAUUAACAUAGAUAUUGCUUGUAUAAUAUGCAGUUGACUGCAUGCACACUUUCAAUUUAUUUAUAAUCUCUAUUAUAAAAUAAAAGGAUGGAUUUUGUUUAAA